Eleginops maclovinus (Patagonian blennie) is the source of this 1853-nucleotide messenger RNA. RefSeq names its product cyclin B1 (gene ccnb1). NCBI's taxonomy places the organism in Eukaryota, Metazoa, Chordata, Actinopteri, Perciformes, Eleginopidae. Gene Ontology annotation, biological process: regulation of cyclin-dependent protein serine/threonine kinase activity; mitotic metaphase chromosome alignment; mitotic cell cycle phase transition. Bases 37 to 1236 code for a protein of 399 amino acids. Gene Ontology annotation, molecular function: cyclin-dependent protein serine/threonine kinase regulator activity. The record is from RefSeq and is a predicted model, not a curated record. The transcript has 9 exons. Gene Ontology annotation, cellular component: cytoplasm; cyclin B1-CDK1 complex; mitochondrial matrix.
UCCCUGUCUGUCUGUAGAAACAACGCAUACUUCGAAAUGGCUCUUCGAGUAACCAGAAACCGCUUGGCUUCAGCCAGAAAUGAGCUCGGUGGAAAGGCCUGCACGAUCACCGGGCCCACAAAGCCUAGAGCGGCUCUCGGUGAAAUUGGAAACAUUGCAGCUAACAAAGAAGUGCAGAAGAAGAAUGUCAAGGCAGAGCCCACAAAGAAGACGAAAGUCCCUGUCACCAAAACUGAAAAAGCAGUUGUUGAACAGCCCAAACCAAAAACUGUUGAACCCGAGCCAGAAGUCCAGGUUGUCCCUGAACCGGCCUCCCCCACUCCCAUGGAGACUUCUGGCUGUGCCCCUGCAGACCUCUGUCAAGCCUUCUCAGAUGUCAUUCUUCACACUGCUGUCAGGGAUGUAGAUGCAGAUGACUACGAAAACCCCAUGCUCUGCAGCGAAUAUGUGAAGGAAAUCUACAAGUACCUGCGUCAGCUCGAGGAGGAGCAGAACGUCAGACCCACUUAUCUGCAGGGUCAUGAGGUGACCGGGAACAUGCGAGCCAUUCUCAUUGACUGGCUCGUGCAAGUGGGCCUCAAGUUCCGUCUGCUGCAGGAGACCAUGUACAUGACUGUGGGCAUCAUUGACCGCUUUCUUCAGGACCAACCAGUCCCCAAGAAGCAGCUGCAGCUGGUUGGCGUGACUGCCAUGUUCCUUGCUUCCAAAUACGAGGAGAUGUACCCCCCCGAGAUCUCAGACUUUGCCUACGUAACGGACAAGGCCUACACCACCGCCCAGAUCAGAGACAUGGAGAUGACAAUCCUGCGAUCGCUCAAGUUCCAGCUGGGCCGCCCUCUUCCCCUCCAGUUCCUCAGAAGAGCAUCAAAGAUUUAUGAGGUGACCGCUGAACAGCACACCCUGGCAAAAUACCUCCUGGAGCUCACCAUGGUCGACUACGAGAUGGUUCACAUGCCACCUUCCAUUGUGGCAAGUGCUUCUCUGGCUCUUAGCCUCAAGGUCUUGGAUGCCGGUGAAUGGGAUGCGACGCUGCAGCACUAUAUGGAGUACACGGCAGAGAGUCUGAUUCCUGUGAUGGCACACAUUGCCAAGAAUGUUGUGAAGGUGAACGAAGGGCUGACCAAGCAACUGGCCAUUAAAGGCAAAUACUCUACUUCCAAGCAGAUGAGGAUUGCUACCAUCGUGCAGCUGAAAUCUUCAGUGGUGAAGGAUAUUGCAAAGCAGCUCACCCAGUGAGAAGACUUUUGGCACCGUGUGCUGAUUUGUACAGAUGUAACUUAAACUUUUUUUAAUGUGACCGAAGGAGCUGCACAACCAGGACCAAAUCGGUGUUUGCAUGUUUUUUCAACUGAAAUUGUGUAUACCUUUACUGACUUUUUUUCUCAAGCAUGCUACAAGUUUUACUCUUUAAAGCUAGCCCUCCACACAAAAUGGCAGUUCAGUAUUGGAAAAUGACCUGCUCUUUAGGAAAGGGAGCCAUAUCAGGCUUAUUUACUCAGUAUGAUUCAGUCUGUAUGACUCUAAUGCAACCCUAUUCACUUUUUUUACAUCAUAAAUGCACUACUUGUGACGUCAGCUGACUGAAAUCUUGACUGGGUAUCCUUAAUUUGAAAACUUUACCAAUUUACAUCCCCCUCUAAAGUUAUUUUUAUAGCUUAACGGAACUGCUGCCAAGUGGCUGAAACUUGUGGCAUGCUUUAAGAUGGCCCCCCAAAUCUCUGAAGUGGCCAGGUGUGACUUUUUUAAAUGGGAGGAUUUCUUGUGUGAAUGUUAAAAAUGUACAGCAAUACUUUUAAAAGGAUUUUACAUUAUUCAUUUUGUUAAAGCUUUUAUUAAAAAUGGUUCAGACCAGA